Rotaria sp. Silwood1 is the source of this 924-nucleotide messenger RNA. The record is from the annotation of a GenBank genome assembly. Lineage: Eukaryota; Metazoa; Rotifera; Eurotatoria; Philodinida; Philodinidae.
AUGUUUACAUUAAUCGUAUAUAUCUAUAGUAGUUAUAUUACUAUAGUCAUUAUUGGAUUAAAUUCAGAAAAAGGCAAGAAAAAUAUUAGUUAUAAUGAUGAUUGUGGAAUCUCAUUACAAACUAAUAUAAAUUAUAGUCUUGGUAGUUCAAACGCUAUUCCAGAUGCAUGGCCAUGGAUAGCGAGUCUUCGACAAAAAAUACCUGGUAAAGAAGCUAUACAUUUCUGUGGAGGUUCAAUUAUUUCUCCUCGACUUGUAUUAACAGCUGCACAUUGUUUUCAUAAUAUAACUAUUUCAACAGAUCCAAAUUAUGCUCGACGAAUAGGUGAAGUUCAUAUUGGUCAACUUGGUUUAAAUGAACAGGGUCAUCGAAUAGCAGAAUGGAUUAAAGUUAUUAUUCCUGAAAAAUUUCUUCCAUUUCGACCACAUGAUUAUUCUUAUGAUAUUGCUUUAUUAGUACUUAAUAAAGAUAUUAUUGAUAAUCAACAUUCUGCUAUUUGUUUACCAUCAUCAAAUAUUAUUAGUAAUAUUGGAGAUUAUGGAACUAUUGUUGGAUGGGGAAUACAUAAUGAAACUGAUACUGAAACAUCUAAUUAUAUGAUACAAGUUACUGUACCUAUUCUUGAUCCAACAAUUGCUGCAUGUAAUCCAUUAAUAUUACCUCCGAAAAAUUCUUCAAUGACUAUAUGUGCUGGCGUUUUAUCUGGUGGUAUUGAUGCUUGUCAAGGUUUUUCAGGUGGACCAUUUGCACAGAAAUUUAAAAAUCGUUGGUAUAAUAUAGGUAUUGUUUCACAUGGUCUUGGAUGUGCAAGAAAUAAUAGUCCUGGUUUUUAUACACGUAUCAAUACUCAUCUUAAAUGGUUAUGUGAAAAAGCUAAACAUGAAAAUGAACUUUUAUCUAUAUGUUUUAACAAAUUUCAAUAA